ACAACAACAACAACGUUUUCCAAGGCAGAAAAACAGACAGCGGGUAAUACUGUCCCUCGACCUUUUGGCUAAGAUCAAAGUGGGUAUAUCUCUGGCUGCCAGUGAAGAAGUGAGCGGAUUUUUUAAUACUUUACUACAAGAUGAACGGGCAUAAGUUCUCCCUGUCGUUCAGCAAGAGGAUAGAGAAGAAAUCCCUGCAACCCUCAGCCCUGGGGAGUGAGGGCAGGGCGGAGGUGAAGCGCUCGCCCCAGGCCCUGCUCGCUGUGGACCAGGACUCCCUCAAAGUAAAUGAGAAUGCAGAGGAGGAGGAGCUAGUCAUCCCGCUCCUGCAGGCCAAGAGGUCUGCAGUGUUGAGUCGUCUGGCCAAACUGCAACAGGAAGAUGGAGGGAAGGAAGGUGAAGGGAAGAAGGAAGAGGAGACUGCUCAGGAGAAUCAAGAGGACAGCAAGCCCCUCACACUGGAGGAAAAAGCUGAACGUGCUCUUCUGGAAGAGAGCAAGAGGAGGCUGGACGAAUGGACUACACGGGAUGUCAAGAAGGACAUUACCAUCCCUGCUGAAGACCCCCUCUCAGCCCCGCUGACAGACAUUGGCAAGGAGUCCACACUGGAUGACUAUGAUGAGAUUGCAGUGGAGUGUUUCGGCGCCGCUAUCCUGAGAGGCAUGGGUUGGAAGAAAUCCGAGGGCAUUGGUGGCAGAGAGAAAAAAGUAAUAGAAAUUAUUGAUCCCUCCACCAAGACCCUAGGCUCCAGUGAGGGGAAGCAAGCCACAGCACAGAAGAAAGAAGGAGAGGAAGUGGAGGAUGAGGAGGAGCUUCCCAUUGUCAAGGGUGCCUAUGUCUUCCUCCACAGUGGCCGUCAUCGAGGCACUUAUGGGGUGGUUGAGGUGGUGGAUGAGGACCACUUACUGAUAAGGGCAGCGGUGGGACAGGCAAUGGUGAGGGAGGUGGAGGGCAACCUGCGCGUGGCCACUCAGAAGGAAUACCGGGAGUCCUCACGUGUCAUCAAUAAGGAAAUGUACGAUAAGUUUAAGGAAGCUGAAAUGAAGAAAAAUGAAGCAAAGAAGAAAAUGCACUGUGAGGAGGACAAAGAAGGUAGUGGGAGUGACAGAGACAGAAAGGGCUCUCAGAAGACAAAGAGCAAAGACAUAGAAGAAUCCCACAGAGAAGAAUCCCACAGAGAAACAGACUCCAAAAAUGUCAAAGUGAAACAAGAGAGUGGUGAGGAGGAUAAGAACAGAAAACAAGGGGAAAGAGAUAGUGAGAGGCAGAGAAGCAAGAAUGAAAAAGAGAGAGAUGAAACAGAAGGGAGGCUGAGAGAGAACAGCAAGAAACAGAAAGAAAGGGAUAAUGAGAGAUCCAGAGACAGGGACGAUGAGAGACAGAGAGACCGAGACAAAGAGAGGCAGAGGAGACCCAGGGAAAAGGAAGCCGAGAAGCAGAGAUAUAAGGAGAGCAAGCAAGAGUACAGCAAAGAAGAAAGGAAAGACAAACAUCAGGACCACAGAGAGAGUGACAGGAAGACUUGGGACCCACAGGCAAGGCUGCACAAGGACACACAAGCAUCAGGAGGCAAGAAGAGACAAAAGGAAUUCACUGAAGCACAAGAGACAAAAGCAAAGCAGCAGAGAAUGAUGGUGCCACCUUGGGUCCGGGAAAAUUUACGAGUGCGAAUUAUCAACAAGAACUACAAGGGAGGGAAAUACCAUAAGCAAAAGGUGGUGGUGGUGAGUGUGGUGACGGCUGAGAGCUGUGAGUGUGUGGCAGAGGGUGGCCGGCUCCUGGGUGGUGUUGACCCUGCCUGGCUGGAGACGGUGAUCCCCAAGCAGCCGCCAAUGGUGGUGAUGGUGGUGCGUGGACGACACAGUGGACAGAAAGGACGCAUCUUACAGUUGCACAAGGAUCAGGAGAAGGCGUCCAUUCAACUCCUUGAGGACGAGACCACUAUCCUCAAACUCCAUUAUGAUGACAUCUGUGAAUUUGUGGUCAGAUAAUGAUCUGGUGAUGCCUGAGGAAACACCUGCCAAAAUCUCCUCAGGUAAAGGUCUAAGAAUGAUCUGACAAAGGGUAAUGUUGGGUCAUCUUUCACAACCAUGUGUGUCCUUGUACAAAGAGAUAUGUAUAUUUUUCCUUUGUAUGGCCCUUUUUAAGAGAGAGAGAGAGAGAGAGAGAGAGAGAGAGAGAGAGAGAGAGAGAGAGAGAGAGAGAGAGAGAGAGAGAGAGAGUUAUCAUAGGGUGGAUGUUACUGCAGUAAAUUAUUGCGAUAAAUUAUCACGAUAAUUAAUCGAUAACAACAUUGGGUUAUUGGUUAUCCGAUAAUUAUUUUUCCUGCAUUAUCGAUUCACUGGUAUUGCUGAUACUUUUGGUUUCAAACUAGUAAAAAACAAUAAUUUUAAUUUUUGGAACAUGAACCAAAUAUAGUUAUUUUACUUAAAAAGUACUUUUCAUUAGUGGAGAGACAGGAUUGAAUUGAAUUUUUUUCUAAGAUUUUUCUAAGUUUUCUAAGAUAAAAAUAAAAAUAAUGAUUUGGAUUUAUCAAUUUUUUAAUUUAAAAUAUCAGUAUUGUUAUCGCUAGUACUAGAAUUUUGGAUUUAUCAAUUUAUCUCAAUUAUUGGGUGAUAAAUUAAUCACCAGUUAUCAGUUAUUGCUGAUAAGGUUAUCGUUAUUGAUUUAUCGUGGUAAAUUUUUGUUAUUGCGCCCAGCUAUGGAGGUUAUGAUACAUAGAUAAUCACAUAAUAAAAAGGAUUACUA
Messenger RNA from Scylla paramamosain (green mud crab), 2748 nucleotides. RefSeq names its product G-patch domain and KOW motifs-containing protein-like. Gene Ontology annotation, molecular function: nucleic acid binding. The transcript is spliced from 9 exons. Lineage: Eukaryota; Metazoa; Arthropoda; Malacostraca; Decapoda; Portunidae. Bases 141 to 1991 code for a protein of 616 amino acids. Gene Ontology annotation, biological process: mRNA splicing, via spliceosome. The record is from RefSeq and is a predicted model, not a curated record. Gene Ontology annotation, cellular component: spliceosomal complex.